Molecule: messenger RNA, 2043 nt
Organism: Perognathus longimembris pacificus (Pacific pocket mouse)
Lineage: Eukaryota; Metazoa; Chordata; Mammalia; Rodentia; Heteromyidae
Gene: Znf579
Product: zinc finger protein 579
Exons: 2
Coding region: 66-1688 (540 amino acids)
Source: RefSeq, a predicted model, not a curated record
CACAACCGUCCGCCCGCGAUCUGCCGGCCGCGGGGAAGGAAGAAAGGAGCGCAGGAGGCGGAGGCAUGGAUCCGCAGCCCCCUCCACCGGCCCAGGGCAGUCCUCCACACCGUGGCCGGGGCCGGGGCCGGGGCCGAGGCCGUGGCCGUGGCCGUGGCCGUGGCAGGGGGGGCGCCGGGGCUCCUCGGGCGCCACUGCCCUGCCCCACCUGCGGCCGCCUCUUCCGCUUCCCUUACUACCUCUCCCGGCACCGGCUGAGCCACUCGGGGCUCAGGCCCCACGCCUGCCCGCUGUGCCCCAAGGCCUUCCGCCGGCCGGCGCACCUGUCCCGCCACCUGCGCGGCCACGGGCCGCAGCCCCCCCUGCGCUGCGCCGCCUGCCCGCGCACCUUCCCGGAGCCCGCGCAGCUCCGGCGCCACCUGGCCCAGGAGCACGCGGGCGGCGAGGUGGAGCUGGCCAUGGAGAGGGCGGUGAAGGCCGAGGCUGAGCCAGGCCUAGGCCCCCAGGACGACGCCGACGCCGACGCCGACGCCGGGCAGCCCUCUGCGGCCGCCCCCGAGCCUGCGGAGCCCCCCGCGUCCCCCGCGAGCGCCGAGCCCCAGGAGCCCGGCGCGGAGGAGGCGGAGGCCGGGGCGGCCGAGCUGCGCGCUGAGCUGGCGCUGGCAGCCGGGCGGCAGGAGGAGAAGCAGGUGCUGCUCCAGGCCGACUGGACGCUGCUGUGUCUCCGCUGCCGCGAGGCCUUCGCCACCAAGGGCGAGCUCAAGGCUCACCCGUGUUUGCGCCCUGAAGGUGACCCGGAGGCGGACGGGGGUCCCCCGCCGCGCCCCAAGCGCCACCAGUGUUCCAUCUGCCUCAAGGCCUUCGCCAGGCCCUGGUCCCUGUCGCGCCACCGCCUGGUCCACUCCACUGACCGCCCCUUCGUGUGUCCAGACUGCGGCCUGGCCUUCCGCCUGGCUUCCUACCUCCGCCAGCACCGCCGCGUCCACGGCCCGCUCAGCCUGCUGGCCCCGCCGCCGGGCCAGGCCCCGGGGGCUCGGAACUCAGGGAAGGGGUCCGAGGGGGGCGAAGGUGCUGCCCAGGGUGGCGAAGGCGGGCAGAACGGAGGAGAGGCCGGCCCGGCCCGGGCUCCCGCGGGAGAGCCCCGCUUCUGGUGCCCCGAGUGCGGCAAGGGCUUCCGGCGCCGGGCGCACCUGCGGCAGCACGGGGUGACCCAUUCCGGGGCACGCCCCUUCCAGUGCGUGCGCUGCCAGCGCGAGUUCAAGCGCCUGGCCGACCUGGCCCGCCACGCGCAGGUACACGCGGGUGGCCCGGCCCCGCACCCCUGCCCGCGCUGCCCGCGACGCUUCUCCCGCGCCUACAGCCUCCUGCGCCACCAGCGAUGCCACCGCGCCGAGCUGGAGAGGGCCGAGCUGGAGAGGGCGGCGGCCCUGCAGGCGCUCCAGGCCCAGGCUGCGACCUCGCCCCAGCUGCCGCUGCUUAAGCAGGAAACCGAAGGGUCCCCCCUGACCCCCGCACACAUCAAGGAAGAGCCGCCCUCCCCGGGGACCCCACCCCAGUCUCCACCCUUGCCCCCCGUCUUCCUCAGCGCCUCCUGCUUUGACAGCCAAGACCACUCAGCCUUUGAGAUGGAGGAGGAAGAGGUGGACAGCAAAGCCCACCUGCGGGGGCUGGGGAGCCUGGCUUCCUGACCCCACACUUCCCCCGGCCUUCCAGGAGGAGGGCAGCCGAAUUAGAGACCUCCUCUGCCGACCCCUCAAGCCCUUGACACUAUGGAGUGGAGGCCUGGACCUACCACCCUCCCCAUUUCCCACCCCCAGACCCCUGAUUCGCGUUAGGGACGGCUCACCCCAGUGGGAGUCGAAGGCAGGAUGACCCCGAAAAGGAGGGGCAGGCACUUGACCAGAGGGGUGCAGACUAGGGGUUCACCCAGCCCAUCCCCCGUUAUACACACUGGACACUAUCACCUCUUUGGAACUGCCAGACCCUGGGGAUUCCCAGGGAGCACAGCUCUGUCCCUCAUUCCUCUGUCUGUCUGUGAAUAAA